This is a messenger RNA of Clonostachys solani, 270 nucleotides long. Lineage: Eukaryota; Fungi; Ascomycota; Sordariomycetes; Hypocreales; Bionectriaceae. The record is from the annotation of a GenBank genome assembly.
AUGGGUGGCAGGGCCCAGUCCGUCCAGCGCGCUCAGACAGACAAUUGCCUCCUCCCCUCCCCAUGGUACGGUUACCUUACCACCGACCAGUCCGUCGGAUCCUCGGGGCCAACUGACGCGCCCAAAGAGACAUCCUGGCGGCGGCAAAUGGAUCAGACGCGGCCGCUGAAACUCGAUCAUGGCGCUCUGACUCCUAUUGCUAUUGCCAUUGCAUCCUACUCCCUUCCCUCCAUCUUCCCUCCAGCUCUCAACGCUAUUCCGCGCUCCUAG